GUAGGUGUUCGGUGUUUCCGUGGAGGCUUGGUUGCAUAAAAGUUGACGGGAGAGGCGUUCAUGUAGAUUAUCAAUAAGACUAAAUACAGUUUGUUUAUCGGCCAGAAAAGUUAAUUAAGUUAAACUAUGGAUCUAAAUUUCUCAGCAUUCCAAGAACCCCGAGGGGUUAUGCGCAUCUUACAUUUUGUAUUCUCAAUUUGCGCCUUUGCUACCAUAACGGACUACAGCGGGCACGUCACUGUUACUUGUGGCAAUCGUUCUACAAAUUUUGAAUAUGGUUACCCUUUUCAACUGCAUCAGAACAAGACUGUAGCGCCUAAUUGUACAGCUGCCAUAUUAGGAGAUUUUUCUUCGGAUGCAAAGUUUUUUGUGGCUACUGGAGUUCUAGCAAUGUUGUAUGCCCUUGCUAUUGCUGUCGUGUACGCUAAGUUUGACAAUACUUAUAAAACUAAUAGCCAGUGGCCUUUGUAUGAUUUUAUUUUAACUGUCCUCUUUGGUGUUUUAUGGCUCUCAAGUAGUGCUGCUUGGGCAAACAGUUUAACUGGUAUAAAAAUAGCAACAGUACCCAUGUAUGGAAGUGGAUGUAAUUGUACCAGCAGUCAAAGCAGUUAUUCUACAUUGAAUAUAUCGGUGGUAUUUGGAUUUUUGAACUUUUUCUUGUGGGCAGCGGAUUUAUGGUUUUUGUAUAAAGAAACUGCAUGGUUCCCAGGAAAUGCACAAUCUGUUGAGGCUGGAAAUUAAGAUUUCUUUUAAAUUUCUCUAGUCACAUUAUGGUUAUAUUUUACAAAAAAAAAUCAGUAUAAUUUAAAAUUAGUUUACCUAGAUAUUUCCAAAUGUCAGUCAUUUUUGGAGUAGUUGUUGAUACUGUUGAUAAUACUUACUGUAAUUCAGAAACACAACCAAAAUAUUUAGAAGAAUAAUUAGAAAUAUAAAACAAGUCACAAAACAUUGUAGAAAGCAGAGUACAUUAUAUCAAUUUAGAGAUGGUUAGGAUAUACAUCCAUUUUUAUUAUUUUAAAUUUUUUAUUUUUUUAUCAAAUUAAUUUUUAAUACUGUAGAAAAAUAUAUUUAUACUAAUGAAAUAAUUCUAAAUUCUCUAUAGUGUCUUAGCAUAUCAAUACAAAUCAUAUUAAUUUUAGAACCUAAGGCCAAACAGUUAUCAUAUUUUCAUAAAAUUGUAAUGCAUUUUACCAAAUUGCACUGUAUUGUUAUUUAAAGCAAUGCUAAUUAAAUAUUAGUGUCUCCUAAUUUUUUAUUAUUGGAUAUUUGUUAUUAUCCUGGUCCGAAGCACAAAUUACUUUUAAUUACUUGAUUUAUUUCAUUUUCAAAUUCACACAUUUAACACACUGACUGGCAAAGUUUGCUGAAACUAAUUCUAACCAACCAACAGUAUAAAUGUUACUUACUUAAAUUCACAAUCAAGUGCAAUUUGAUAUUAUGUAUUUUAACUUACCAAAUGUGCUAUUGGCUCAUACGUUGCCACGUAAUUUUUACACCAUCAUAUUUCUUAAAUUUUAACAAGAGGAUUAGCAAUUUCGUAUCAUUUAAACUGUGAUUAGUACUCCUAUAAGACUCCUAUUUGCUGAAUUUUUUCCUUUUUUAUCUUUAUACAACGUCAUUUUUUUAUUUUAGAGGCUUUACUUAUUAACCAUUUCCCUUAAUAUUGUUGUCUUAAUUGUAUUUUGAUUAAAUAUAUUUACAAAUGAAUUAUGUUCAUUCACAUAAACUGAUAUUAUCCAGAUAUUCAAGUGAUGUUUUAAAGACAUCACUGAAAUAAUUAUAGUGAUUACUAUCUGUUUGAAUAAGGAAUCAGUGAAAGAAUGUGCGUAAAUAUUGUAAAUUAGAAUCUGUUAGUUAAGUUUUAUUUUUGAGUUAUACAAGUUUUUUUCACAUAAUAUCUUGUUUUAUGUUUGUUAUUGUUAAGUUAAGUUCUGUAUAGUACAUGUUUUGAAAAUAACAAAUAUGGAGUAAUUGAACAUACAGAAUAAUUAAGUUCUUUUAAAAUUAAUACAAAAAAUUGUUUUCCUCAAUUUGUCAGAUUGAAUAAAAGUAAUGUCACAACAAUUCAUGUUAUUUAAUUGCAGGAUACAUCUUUUUCGCUAUGUAUUGCUUAUCUCCACAGUAUGUUUGCAAAUGUAAGGUUUAAUAAUUAAGUAACUAUGGGAAAUUUAUUUAAAAUAAAUACACCACAGACCACGAAAUAUAGAGGAAAACAACUUUUUCAACAAUUUGUCAAAACUAACUGCCAAUAUUUUUGAAAUGAGAUAUUAUUUAUAAUUUAAACAAAUAUUGUUUUUGAACAGACAUGUGAAUAAAAAAUGUUAAAUAAGA
This is a messenger RNA of Aethina tumida (small hive beetle), 2331 nucleotides long. Its product is annotated as synaptoporin. The transcript is spliced from 4 exons. Gene Ontology annotation, cellular component: synaptic vesicle; synaptic vesicle membrane. The record is from RefSeq and is a predicted model, not a curated record. NCBI's taxonomy places the organism in Eukaryota, Metazoa, Arthropoda, Insecta, Coleoptera, Nitidulidae. Bases 127 to 741 code for a protein of 204 amino acids.